AUGUACUUGGGAGAUGGUAGGCUUCAUAAGGAACACGGAGGGAGCGACUCUGGCAAGUGGAGCAAGCGAGUAGACGCCAUGGCAGCUUUCUUCUGGGAUUGGUUUGUGCAUCUGGUGCUGGCCAUUGCGAGCUGGAGACAUGCGCGUGGGUCUGCCCCAGGCAACAGCCGAGGCGACCUUGUUCUCACUGCCGAGGGUCCAAUUCAGGGCCGCUGCAGCUCGAGCAGCUGCGAGUACUUGGGAAUUCCUUAUGCCGCCUCGCCCGCCGGCCCACUGCGAUGGAAACCUCCGCAGCCGGUUUCUCGAUGGACGGAGAUCAGGCCGGCGAAGGAGUUCGGAGACGACUGCAUGCAGGUGAAGGGGGAGAGCAUCAUCGGCUCGGAGUCCUGCUUGUUCUUGAAUGUCUGGGCGUCAAAGCAAUGCCGCGCGUGCACGGUGAUGUUCUGGAUCCAUGGUGGGUCCUAUGUGACCGGUGGCACGCAGGACAUGUUUAACGGGACCGCCCUUGUGAGCUUUGCUGGGGACCUGGUCAUUGUCACCGUGAACUACCGUCUUGGCAUUCUAGGGUUUGCUGGUUCCGACGAGCUCCGCUCCCGAGAUCCUCGCGGGUCCACCGGAAAUUAUGGCCUGCAGGACCAGCGAGCAGCAAUGCAAUGGGUGCAAAGAAACAUUGCAGCUUUUGGUGGAGAUCCGCAUCAGGUGGUGCUUUUCGGUGAGAGUGCCGGCGCCGGUUCCAUUGCAGUGCACCUGACUUCACCUGACAGUUGGCCGCUAUACCGAAGUGCCAUUAUGGAGUCUGGGGCCUUCAGUUAUUGGAAUGCGCAGCCGAUGGCGGACGCCGAGCGCCAGUUUUCGGAACUGGUGGAGGCUACCGGCUGCAGAAAUGCCACUGCACCAAUUUCAUGCCUCGAAGGCAUUGAGGCUGAUGAGCUGACGGGACUUGCGACCAUCGAACUGAACCCGGAGCCUUUGCCAGAAGGAUGGAAGGCAUACGGGACGUUCUUCAGUCCAACUGUGGACGGCGUUCAGCUCACUGCAUUGCCAUGGCAGCUGCUAUCAGCAGGUGCAUUCAAGCAAGACUCUCCUGUUCUGCUCGGCUUCAACCGCGACGAGGGGACGGUCCUGGCAAGUUGUGAGGGGACUCCAAAGUGCGAGAUCUUGCACAAAGGUUCCAACAUGACGGAGAGUGAUUUCAUAGCCCUCUUGACCACGGAUAUGCUCAACAUCAGCCACGCACAGAUCGGUGAUGUCCUUGCGGUGUAUGCAGCUGAAGACAAUGCUUCCGUGAAAGACUGGUACUGGACUGCGACAGAAGUCUACGGCGACUACGCCAUUGCCUGCCCCACACUCCGCGCAGCUCGUCAAAUUUCCAAGAUGAGCAAGAAGGAGACAUUCCUGUACGAGUUCUGCCACACGCCAAAGGCAAAUGCCCCAAAUUGGGCUGGGAUCUUCGGCCAGGCUGGCACGGUGGGCGCCAGCCACGCAUCCGAACUUGGUUUUGUGUGGCUUGGAGGCGAUGGUUGGCAGGCUUCGAAAGGUGCUGCAGAGGGCGGAUGGCCAUUGUCUGGUAAGGACGAAUGGCUGCUUGCCAAAACAAUGGCGGCAUAUUGGACGAAUUUUGCAAAGACCGGCAACCCCAAUCAUCCCGAGGAUAUUCGCACCUCCCUCACCGUUCCAUGGACAUCCAUGGCCGACCAGACGGUCAAGGCGAUGCAGCUGAAGCUGUCGGGUCUCUCGAUGAAAGAGGACAUCUUGGCACGACGCUGUGAGCUCAUUGACUCGUUGGGACCCAUGGUGGAAGGCUACACGAUGUCCGGAGAUCGAAGACUCCAGAGCGCAAGCUUGCACAUGCCGAUUCUUGUUUGA
Messenger RNA from Symbiodinium natans, 1866 nucleotides. NCBI's taxonomy places the organism in Eukaryota, Dinophyceae, Suessiales, Symbiodiniaceae. The record is from the annotation of a GenBank genome assembly.